Molecule: messenger RNA, 2174 nt
Organism: Larimichthys crocea (large yellow croaker)
Lineage: Eukaryota; Metazoa; Chordata; Actinopteri; Sciaenidae
Gene: pde9aa
Product: phosphodiesterase 9aa
Biological process (GO): signal transduction
Molecular function (GO): 3',5'-cyclic-nucleotide phosphodiesterase activity
Source: RefSeq, a predicted model, not a curated record
GUCUGUAGUGAAUGAGGGAGGCGGGGACGCGCGUGGACAGGCUUUAUCUGAUGCGGGGUGUCAGAGCGGAGACAGGCCGUGUGUUUGACAGACAGACAGACAGACAGACAGACAGACAGACAGACAGACAGGUAGGAUGUUGUCGGGCCGCUGACUCCGCUCUUUGUUGAACGGCGGCGGGAGUCCGGAGCGGAGCGGCGACACGGAGCCCGGAGCAGGAACCGCACAGCGACGCACCGACGCCGGGCACAGGAGCGCGGACCAUGGGCUCAGCUUCGUCCUCUUAUCGGGUGAUUUACCUGGACGUGGACGGCAGGAUCCAGAAGGUGGUGUUCAGUAGAUUCUGCAGCCCGUGCGACAUUAAAGAGCUCUUCUGUACAGCGCUGGGUGUGCCAAGGAACACUAACCUGUCCUUGCUGGAUUCGUCUGGAGCGAUGGUGUCCAUCGACCCCACCAUGCCACACAACACAGAGAGGUCGCCGUACAGAGUGGUGCCGAUGACCGGAGGACAGCUCGCUGAUAAAGAGGAACUCUUCCAGAAUGUACUGACGCAAGUAGCAGAGCAGUUUUCAAGGGCGUUCAAGAUCAACGAGCUGAAGACCGAGGUCACCAACCGGCUCGCCAUGUUGGAGAAAAGAGUAGAGCUGGAGGGCAUGAAGGUGGUGGAGAUCGAGAAAUCCAACGACAUCAAGAAGCUCCGCGAGGAGAUGGCACCAGAAACAACAGCUGUAUUAUUUUUUUCCAGUAAUUUUCCUGGAAGACAACAAGAACUGACUCCUCGCAGAGACGUGCCCUCCUAUCCAAAGUACAUGCUGUCACAACAGACCAUAGACGCCCUGAAAAAACCCGCCUUCGAUGUCUGGCUGUGGGAGGCCAACGAGAUGCUGAGCUGCCUGGAGCACAUGUACCACGACCUGGGCCUGGUCAAAGACUUCAACAUCAACCCCAUCACGCUCAAGAGAUGGCUGCUUUGUAUCCAUGACAACUACAAGAACAACCCCUUCCACAACUUCCGCCACUGUUUCUGCGUCACGCAGAUGAUGUACAGCAUGAUCUGCCUCUGCAGCCUGCAGGAGAAGUUCACUCAGGUCGACAUUUUGAUUCUCAUGACGGCCGCCGUGUGUCACGACCUCGACCACCCCGGGUUCAACAACACGUACCAGAUCAACGCCCGAACAGAGCUGGCUGUUCGCUACAACGACAUCUCCCCUCUGGAGAACCAUCACUGCGCCGUGGCCUUCCAGAUCUUCUCUCAGCCCGACUGCAACAUCUUCUCCAACUUCGACCCCGAGGCCUUCAAGCAGAUACGACAGGGAACCAUCACGCUGAUCCUGGCUACGGACAUGGCUCGACACGGCGAGAUCCUCGACUCCUUCAAGCAGAAAGUCGACAGUUUCGACUACACCGACGAGGAGCACGUCACCUGUCUGAAGAUGGUGCUCAUCAAGUGCUGCGACAUCUCCAACGAGGUGCGGCCCAUGGAGGUGGCCGAGCCGUGGGUGGACUGCCUGCUGGAGGAGUACUUCAUGCAGAGCGACCGCGAGAAGUCCGAGGGACUUCCUGUGGCUCCGUUCAUGGACAGAGAAAAGGUCACCAAGCCGACGGCUCAGAUCGGCUUCAUCAAGUUCGUCCUCAUCCCGAUGUUUGAGACGGUGAUGAAGCUGUUCCCACAGAUCGAGGAGGCGAUGGUUCAGCCGCUCAGAGAGUCGAGAGACCGAUACGAGGAGCUCAAACAGAUCGAUGACGCCAUGAACGAGGUGCAGAAGAAGAAAAGCGAGAACUUGACCAUGGGAGGGAAGAAGAAGUAAAACGUUUUGAAAAGCAGUGAGCGUAGAGACACGAGAGUGAAGUGACGUGAAGUAAGUUAAAGUCAGACACGUUGGUCCGUGACGGGCUCACCUCCUCGCCUCAGCCCGUCCAGGAGCAGAGGAGCGGCGGGAUGUGUGAUCUGGAUCUCCGGUCCGGUUUGAGACGGCGUUACAAACGACUGAUGGACUGAAAAGACGGACGAUCCGAACGUCGACGUUUGUACAGCACAGACUGCUUCAGUCAGCAACAUUUAGAUACAUCCUGUUUUUAAUGUGAUAUGUGUUGUUUUUUACAGAUUGUACAGAUUUUUAGUGACCUUUGUUCUUUCCUAUAAAAAAAUAAAAGGAUUACUUUAAUUACUAAAA